AUGUCUUGGGGAGGCCACGUGUCGUGUUACCCUCUGAAUGAGAUCCAGUCCACCAGAACCCAGAGACCAACAGGAGGCUCCAGCUCCUCCUAUCCCUACGUAGACAUUCUGCUGGGAGACCUGCUGACACAGCGAAUCACGCAGCUGCAGCUGGAACAGGGUCUGGAGCUGUGUCGGGUCAUUGCCAUGCACAUGGAAAACAUGCUGUCUGUUCGGGAGAAGAGACUCACCCUGCCACCGAGUGAGAUCACUCUGUUAUAACACUGUCUGUCAGUCAGUCAGUCUGUCUGUCUGUCUGUCUGUCAACCAGCUACUCAGUCAGUCAGUCAGUUAGUCUUU
This is a messenger RNA of Oncorhynchus tshawytscha (Chinook salmon), 339 nucleotides long. Its product is annotated as unconventional myosin-XV-like. The record is from RefSeq and is a predicted model, not a curated record. The transcript is spliced from 3 exons. Lineage: Eukaryota; Metazoa; Chordata; Actinopteri; Salmoniformes; Salmonidae. Bases 1 to 261 code for a protein of 86 amino acids.